Notolabrus celidotus (New Zealand spotty) is the source of this 1146-nucleotide messenger RNA. Its product is annotated as transmembrane protein 275-like. The record is from RefSeq and is a predicted model, not a curated record. Lineage: Eukaryota; Metazoa; Chordata; Actinopteri; Labriformes; Labridae.
AACAGAUGGGACAACUGUGAGACCCUCGACGUCUCCACCACUAUAAUUAGUUUAAAGACAGUGAUUCAUGUCAUUUUUUCUGAGCAGAUUUCUUCAUGAGACAUGGUGCUACCUGAAAAAACCUCCAGAUCAUCUGCUCCCAAGAAGGUCCCCCAUCAGCCCACCAAGCCUUCUCACCCAAGCCUGCCCUCCCCCGCCCUCUGCUGCGCCUGCGGCCUCUGCAUCAUGUUGGCUGGCAUCAACAUCACCCUGGUGGGAGCUUUCGCCUUUGGCACCUUUGUGCCAACCAAAAACCCCCCCAUCAUCAAUGGUCCUCUUCUCUUACUGCUAGCCCUGGCCUUCUUUACAGCCUGCUGUGUGGCAAGCAGGAGGCCCCAACGACACGGGGGGCCGUAAGUGAAAGGAGGAGAGAAAUGGGGGCUGAUGAAUGGGACGGCAGCUUUCGAGAUGGAGACAAGCGAGCACACACUGCAGGACACUACAGCUGUUCAGUUCAGUCCCACUAUCCCCACCUCCUCCCACAAGUCUGGUUUUAGUCAUGUGGGUGAUGCUGCUCCACCCGGGUAUCAGGAGGGUCUGUCAAGGUUCACCGGAGAUAACCCCACUCCCACAAGAUGCUGCCCGCUCAAAGCACUUCCCCUUCAUAACAUGGGCGUUCUUUCUCAUCCAAGUUACUUUAUUCUUUUGUUUUGUUGGUUUUAGGAUGGAUACGUGUCAAAGCCUCUCUGACUGUAGCUUUUUUGGUGUGGUAAUGUUGUUGAAUCUUUAUUGCUCAGUCCCAACUGGAUGCACAUUAUUUAGCCGGAAACAGGAACAUGAGAUGAUACCUUAAUCCAAGUGCCUGUUUGUAUUGUAGUGUACUUUGUGUGUACUGCUUGUUGUACAAAACAUCCACUUCAGGCAGGUGAUCCUGCAUUCGUGUCCUGUGGAUUCACUGUGGUUAGUUCCUGCCACCUUACACAUCACGGAAAGAAGAUGAGUGUGUCCAGCCGAGCUUCUCUGACUCAUGAAAGCUGUUCCUGUGUAAGCCUGGUAAAUCUCACACACCUUUUUUUUUCACACACUUUGACAGAAGUGUUAUGAUGUUUUCUGACAGCUAGAUGAAAAAAAUUGUGAAAAAAUAAGUGAAUGUGCAUUUUAUUUUAU